Messenger RNA from Vespa velutina, 3180 nucleotides. RefSeq names its product GSK3-beta interaction protein. NCBI's taxonomy places the organism in Eukaryota, Metazoa, Arthropoda, Insecta, Hymenoptera, Vespidae. Gene Ontology annotation, molecular function: protein kinase A binding; kinase regulator activity. Gene Ontology annotation, biological process: regulation of canonical Wnt signaling pathway. The transcript has a single exon. Gene Ontology annotation, cellular component: cytoplasm. The record is from RefSeq and is a predicted model, not a curated record. Bases 1345 to 1695 code for a protein of 116 amino acids.
ACGUGUCUGACGGACAACCUUCGACUUAUUUCGAAUUCAAUCACCAAUCUUUCGGCUUACCUCCUCGAUGAGAUUCUUACAAAGAAGAUCGACCGAUCUUAUAUUUUCUCGAUUACACAGCCGCACAUCGCAAACAUUAACAAUAAAUUUUACGUAAAUCUUUUCACAAACGCAACUUACAAACGGCACACACAACAUUACGUGGCAGAGUGAGCGACUGAAGCGACGUACUCUUCGACGUGGUAAGUAUACGAACUAAUAAGGGCGACGAAUGAGGACGUCACUGACGUGAAAAUCGAGGGUGUGUUCGAUUACUGUGCUUCUUCGAUCAAUUUAAAUAAUGUGCUACAUUUAAAUAAUGCAAUACUAAAAAAAAAAAUAAUAAUAAUAAUAAAAAAGAAAAAUAAAAAUGAAAUCAAUAUAAAUAAUUUAAAAAAUUACAUUAGUUUAUUAUACUUUAUUUGAUUUUAUCGAGCUGAAUAAAUUACAAAUUAGUAUAACCUUACUAUUGGCAUAAAUGAUGAAUACGUGUGUUUAUUCAAAUUGAUAAGAUAUCGUAUAUCUAUCAUUUUUCAUUUUGAAAUGUUAACUUUUUCUUCACAGUUGUAUUUUAAAUGUACUUGUCAAGGAAAUAAUAUAACCUCGCUAUUAAUAAAUUCUGUUGGAUAAAUUUUAAAUUCCGCUUUCUAAACGACGUCAUCCAGAACGGAAAUUUUUUUAAUUUGUAUUUUCACUUGCUACAUCAAAGUCAAUUCGAUUAUCAAGUAACUUAUAUUGUUUAUGUACAUGUGUGUGUAUGUUUAUAUGUAUAUAUAUAUAUAUAUAUAUACACAAAUAUAAACAUAUAUAUGAUAUAUAAACAUAUAUAUAUGUAUGUGUAUUGUAUCUACGUCACUGCAUUCGAUGUAUCGUAACCAUGACUACGGGAUAGAUGAAAAAGAGACAUCACGUAUAAAAUGUAGAUGUAGUCGUAUGUAAAAUAUACGUACACAAUCAGUAUUACGACAUUUUGCAUAAAACAGUUGUUAAUAUCAAGCAUAAUAAUAUCUGUCAAAGUUUUCACCAGAUUUUUGAGAGUACGACACUGUAGCCACCUUUUAAACGGAAAUAAUACGAAUAAACUUACGCAAUUACCAAUCGUGGUCUUUGACCCUGAAUCUAACCUGUGCACGUGUUGCGUCGUGUGAUAAAAACACGAUUUUGGCAUGAAACUAUCUUCCUUUAUCGAUUGCCAAGAAUCGAAUUGUGACACUGCUAAAAAUUGAUUGAUGAAAAUCCAAAAUAAUUCUAACCGCGAAUAUCGAAAUAUAUUAAUGAAAGAAUAAAAUUAUUAAAACGACAAAUAUGGAGAACAACGAGGAUAAGAUAUUAGAUGAGGAACAAUGGAAGCUGGAAGCACAAGCUGUCAUCAAUGAUAUCAAGAAUCACGUGAACGACGUAAAAUUAUCCGACAGAUUGUGCAGUACGAAUCGAGUUAUCUAUCUCAAUUUAACAACAUUGGAGAAUUCAAAAUUUUGCAUUGAAUUAUCCAGUGCAGGUUUUACAAUUGUUGGAAACGAACACGACGACACUUCCAAUAAGGGAAAUGAAUAUUUUGAAACGCCAUACAGUUUAUUGAAUUUCACAAGUCCACAAUAUAGAGAUUCAUUCGGCAAUUUGUUGUUAGAAAAAUUAAACAAAUUGAAUCAAGAAUAAAAUGAACGAUAUUUUUGAAAAAAUAUAUAUAUUUAUCUAUAUUAUAUAGUUCUGUUUGAUUUUAUCUUCUAAUAAUCUAUGGUUUUUUUUUCUUUUUCUUUUUUUUUUUUUUUUUUUUUCCCCAGUAAAAUAAGACAAUUAUAUAGGAAAAUAAUGUUACGUGACGUGAUCAGAAACGCUACUUCUAGAAAACGAAGCAUACGGAAUCUAAAAAAAAAAAAAAAGAAAAAAAAUGGCGUUUGUCCUCGAAAAUCGACAAAGUUCGUGCGACGUACAAGGACAGUACCGUAAUUAUUACGUUAAUUAUACAAUACAAUUUCCAUUGAAAUGAUAUAUCUUGUAAAACAAAACACUGGUAUCUUUGUCAGUUGUGUGUCAUAAAGAUAAUAUUCCAUGAAUUCUAACGAACAUGUAAAUAAGUUUUAUUCUGGUAUUUGUGAAACCAUAAUUUUCUUUUUUCCUUUUUUUUUUUUUUUUUCUAUACUAUAUUCUUACAUAUCACAUUCAAUGAUCAUAAUUUUGUAAAUAUUAAUACGUAGUAAUCUUUAAAGAUGAAGGACAUGAUCAUCCUUUGUAAAAAAUAAUCCUUUUCGAAAUUAAUUUUUAUUAAAAAUAUUUUUAACGAUAAAAUAUGUAUAUCCUCUUGUCCUCCUUGCCGAAGAGCAAGGUUUUUUUUUUUAUGAAAAGGAAAAAAAGAAAAAAGAAGAAAGAAAGGAAAAGAAAAGAAAAAAUUAUAAAAUUUUAAAUAAUGAUUAUAAAUAAUUUGUAAUAAUAGAGGUAACGAAGAAUAGAACAAAGUACAUACAACACUGACGUAUUCUGCGGUAAACGCAUAACUUCGCGUGUCCCUAGUAACAGCAGCCAUUAUCCCUAGAACUCAACGGAUUCAUCGACGCGUCCUCCCUACGUGCAAAGCCCAUCAUCUAUCUUCCUCUUCUACCCCCUGCACUUGUCAUUCUGUGGUUCGACGUAUUACACCGCGAAAUGAGACACUUUCGAAGAACCUGACAUACUGCGUGUUGUAUAUAAUUUGUGUCUCUAUGUGAUUGUGUUAGUAUUGUGUUACGUACACACGCGCAGAACAAUCAUACGCGCCGUGUUACUGCGUGCACCCGAAAGAUUCUGAAUGAGUUUUAGUAGCGUCGAUAUCAUAUACGAUCGAACGACGUCGCUCAAACCUCCUGACGAUAUCGUUAACGUCGUCGCAUAGAAGAAGUGACGAAUCGCGACAAUGACACACCCGUGGAAAGUUAUUACGAAUACAACAACGAUUCUUUGACUAUUAAUCUAGUGAAGAAGGAAAGAAGAUAUAGGGAGAAAACGGAAAGACAUAAAGAAAACGGAGCAAAAAAAAUAUAGAAAGGAACGAUAAAGAAUAUUAUUCGUCAAAUAAAACUAAUAUUAAUGAUAUUUUCUGUGUGACAUUAUAACGAAUUAAAUGAGAACAUGCUACAACCACGAACGUGCAUUAUAAAAUAGAAGAAG